AGAUGGAGUCGUACAUGAUGACGAGAGAGACACCUAGAAGGCUUUUUUUCUUCCUCUCUCUAGUGCAAUUUAACUGAUAUAUGGUGCAAUUGGUUUUCUAUCUUCCAGACUUGAAAAUUAUCUGUUUGGGUGUGGAAAUGUAUUCCUCGGCUCAAACAUCUUUUCCAGUUAAAACCCUCUGUAAAAUUUCCUCCAAAAAUACCCAAAAUCCUCCAUGGAUUCCAACUUCCCUACUUCUAACUAAAUACCCUACUCUCCAUCAUCUCAAUUCCUGCAAUUCCAUGAAACAACUAUCUCAAAUUCAUGGUGUAACCAUUAAAACCGGCAUCUUUGGCGAUAACUUUGUCGCUUCAAGAAUUCUUUCCUUUUCUGCUCUUUCUCCAAAUGGUUCUCUUCCUUACUCUCGACUCCUCUUCUCUCAUAUUCGUAAACCUGAUAUCUUCACUGCCAACACAUUAUUUCGAGCUUACGCAUUUAGUUCAAACCCAAUUGAUGCAAUUCUCUUCUACAUUCAUCUUCUUGAGUCUUCAAAUCUUCGCUUUGAUGUUCAUUCCUUUCCGUUACUUCUUAAAGCAUGUUCAGAAAUUCCUUGUCUUUCGUUUGGCAAAGCGCUUCAUUGUCAAAUUUACAAACUUGGAUUUUCCACUGAAGUUUCAGUUUUAAACUUUUUAAUGCAAAUGUAUGGCUACUGUGGUUUGAAGGGUUCUGCUAAGUUUUUAUUUGAUAAAAUUCCUGAAUAUGAUGAUGCUUCGUGUAAUAUUAUGAUGGGUGUGUUUCUGAGAUAUGGGGAUUUUGAGUCUGCUUGUGAAGUGUUUCGUGAAAUGCCAGAGAGAAAUGUUGUUUCUUGGAGUGUUAUGAUCAAUGGGUAUGUCCAACAUAGUCGUUUCAAGGAGGGUUUGGAGCUUUUCCAAGAAAUGUUGGAUAAGAAAGUAAAACCAAAUGAAAGUGUGGUAGUAAAUGCUCUCUCCGCGUGUGCUCACAUAGGGGCAUUGGAGCUAGGGGAAUGGGUUGAAGGGUAUUUGAGAAAAAAAAGCUUUAGAUUUACUGUUCGAGUGGGUACUUCUUUCAUAGACAUGUACUUAAAGUGUGGGUGUGUCCAAAAAGCACUCAAGGUUUUUGAUGAGAUGGAGGUAAAGAAUGUGCAUGCUUGGAGCGCCAUGGUUGGUGGGCUUGCUGUUAAUGGGCGAGGAGAGGAUGCUUUAAAGCUUUUCUCCCAGAUGGAUAUGAAUGGAGUCAGGCCAAAUGAAGUAACUUUUAUUGGAGUCUUGAAUGCUUGUAGCCAUUCAGGGUUGGUUAAUGAAGGUAAAAUGUAUUUUGACUCUAUGACAAGUAUUUAUGGAUUACAACCAAAUAUCCAUCACUACUGUUGUAUGGUUGAUUUAUAUGGUCGAGCGGGCUUGUUAAAUGAAGCUGAGGAAGUCAUUAAAAGUAUGCCAAUGACCCCCAAUUACGCUGUUUGGGGAGCUCUUCUCAAUGCUUGUAGAGUACAUGGAGAUACUGAACAAGGAGAACAAAUUGGGAAAAAACUGAUUGAAUUAGAGCCAAAUCAUAGUGGGAGAUAUGUAACACUAUCAAAUCUAUAUGCCGUAAAGGGGAAGUGGAAAGAUGUUGCGGAAUUGAGGAAAGUUAUGAGAGAUCGAGGGAUAAGUAAAACACCUGGAUGUAGCUUCAUAGAGCUGAAAGGAAGAGUGCAUGAGUUUGUUGCAGGGGAUAAUUCACAUCCUCAAAGUGAGGAAAUAUAUGACAAAUUGGACGAGAUGAUAAAUAAGUUAAAGUUUGAUGGUUACAGUCCGAAAACGAGCGAAGUUCUGAUUGAAAUGGAAGAUGAAAAGAAGGAAACUGCACUUUGUCGUCAUAGUGAAAAGUUGGCUAUUGCGUUUGGGUUAAUCAAUACUGAGCCAGGCACCACUAUCCGAAUUACAAAGAACCUGAGGGUCUGUGUGGAUUGUCAUUCAGCUACCAAAUUACUUUCGAAGAUUUAUACUCGUGAAAUCAUCGUCAGAGAUAGAUGCCGCUUUCACCAUUUCAAGGAUGGUGUUUGUUCUUGUAGGGAUUUUUGGUGAAGUCUAACUAAAGUAUACUUCUUGCACCACAAAUAUUGCUGCUCCAGGUUUUGAUAGUUCUAGAAUUUACAGCUGGUGGCGUCCAAAUGGCACUGGCCUACGAUCUCGCCAACCCAGCUUUGAGGCGUUGAUUCUUGUUAAGGUUUGUGCAACAGCUUUCCCUGUAGUGUAAUACCAUGAUGUUGUUUUCCAAGUGUAAUUUAGGUCACAAGUUUGGUUGACUGUUGGCUUGAACUCUGUUUGUAGAUUCAUUUGUUUGUGAAAGGUUUCCCUUUUGUAGAAGAGUUUAUGGGGAACUUCUGCCCAGUGUUAGAAUUGUGUGCUUUACCUUGUUAUUGAAGAAAUGAUAGUUGUCUUUUAACACGGAUCAGAUCAUUAGUUUGUCAA
Papaver somniferum (opium poppy) is the source of this 2450-nucleotide messenger RNA. Its product is annotated as pentatricopeptide repeat-containing protein At5g66520-like. The record is from RefSeq and is a predicted model, not a curated record. Gene Ontology annotation, biological process: RNA modification. Gene Ontology annotation, molecular function: protein binding; zinc ion binding; RNA binding. The coding region runs from base 81 to 2063 and encodes 660 amino acids. NCBI's taxonomy places the organism in Eukaryota, Viridiplantae, Streptophyta, Magnoliopsida, Ranunculales, Papaveraceae. The transcript has a single exon.